This is a messenger RNA of Dunckerocampus dactyliophorus (ringed pipefish), 2423 nucleotides long. RefSeq lists its product as uncharacterized. The transcript has 6 exons. NCBI's taxonomy places the organism in Eukaryota, Metazoa, Chordata, Actinopteri, Syngnathiformes, Syngnathidae. The coding region runs from base 106 to 2328 and encodes 740 amino acids. The record is from RefSeq and is a predicted model, not a curated record.
ACUGAGGGAGCAGAAGAUUUGUCGUCAAGCAGGAGAACAUUUGACUGAAACUGAAAACUUGAAUUGUGUCGAAGAGUCGACAUAAGAGAGGAAGUUUUUAUCAAGAUGGAUCCAGCCCGGAUCGAGGGUACGCUCUGGAAUGUUUUGUACUAUAUAGCCGGAGCUGUGAACAGAUUCCUCAGGUCAGAACCUCCCGACACAGUCAUCAAUGAUCCGCUUCAAGAAUCCACACUUGAAAGCAGUUCUGGUGGCGAUGCUCAUGUGGCGGUCGACGUUAAGGAGCAGCCUACCCCAUCUCAGCCUGAUUGGUACGUUCACUUUGGUGCAGACGAUGAACUUGGCCAACCAGGAAAAACCAUGAAGAAUAAAGCACUUGAGCGAGGUGAGGGAAGUGGAGAGGAAGGAUGCAAGACCUUAGAUGAUCUGCAAAAAGGCAACACAGAUUUCACCUUGGAGAAGGAGGACGAAGCUGCCAUGCAAUUCUGCAGUGUCGCUCGGUUAAGUCUGAGAGAGAGGAAUACAAUGAGCCUCGAAGACAAAAGUAAUGGUUUGACUUCUGAUAAAGGAACCAAACUCAACACUCUUGAAGAUCAACUCAUGCCUGAAGGACCUGAAGCUGAGGAUCGCAAGGAGGACAACCAGCCAACAGCUAAAAGAUUUGAGAAGGAAGACAACAGUAUAGACCUCCAAACUCAGACGGCCAAGAAAUACACAUCUUCAACCACAGUUGACCUGAAACAUGACAGUGACAUGCCAACAAAAGCGAGACAUUUCAGUGAAGAAUCAGUUAUGAGUAAAUCACAAAAGGGUUUCAUGAAAGAAUUCGCCACUGCAUUACCAGUGAAAGGUGAGGGGGAGACAGGACAGGGAAAAAGUAUGUCCUCAAGUGUAUGCGAUGAUCCUGUUAUGCCACAGGACCUAAAUACUCUAACAUGCAAGGAAAGCCAACACUUACUUCCUGAAGUAAACAAUGAGUCUGAGCAAGAUGGAAAUACAACAUUAGGGGUCCUGGAAGUUGGAGAUUCCAAGGAAAUCCCAAAUUUACCAGAAGAGGUGGAGAAAAAAGAGCAGGCGAGCCUUCAAAACAGCAGCAGCAAGGUCGGAAAUAAAGACGAAACUAAGACGAGUGCCAGAUUGGUACUGCCGAGCUCGGUGAAGAUGGGACUCGAUGUCCGUUAUGGCCUGGCAGCAGAUGAUGACAUGAAAGACCACCAGGAUGGGAUUAAAGUGGUUGCAUUGGAACAGGGUCAAGGGUUAUCUGUUGCUACGGGAGAUAACGAGACCCGAAGAGGAAGAAAGGAGUCGGUCAGACUGGGCCAUGAGAAACUGCUUGAUGUUGAGGUAGAGCAUGGACAGAUGAUGGAGGACCUCGCUGGAUCAGAGCUUGUAGAAGACAUGAGGCUCAAUACAGAAAGAGGCUAUAAAUUGCAGGAGAACACAAAACUUGAAAUUGAUAACAGCCUGGACAAAGAACGCACAGUAAAUAAGAUGGCUGAUUGUUUCACUGAGGAAACAAUCAGCCAACAUCAAGAUGGCAUUGCUGAAGAUCCCCUUGACUUGUGGACACAGGCUGCCUUAUCAGAAGACUCUAAACAAGACCAGAAAUCAGAGGAGAAACCUGAUGAAGUCCAAUCCAUCUCUGAGCAUGUGGGCUAUGAUUCAGAAAGCUUCACUGUGCUGUCAUUAUCAUCAUCGACCACAGAAUCAGGGUUCUCCGAUCAGUUCUUUGUUGACUGCGCUUGCACAGGUGAUCCAUCAAAUUCUCUUGUUCCAGCUGAGCAAGACAAUGGUCAAGAGCUUCUUGACAUGAAUGCAAAAAGGAGCCAUCAGUUACAUUCAGAGUUGCACAUAAGUGCCUCGGAAGCUUCAGUGGAGCAGCUGUCAAGAUAUUCUAAACCCUUAAAGGCGAAGUUUGCUGAAUUUGAAGAUCACAUUCAGGUGAGCAGGUUUGUUAUGAACUUUGCUCCUCAAAAGUCAAGGAUCGCCGCGAGGAACCCAUGUGUAAGACCGCCUAAAGAUCCACGCUCUCUACUCCAAAGGCCCUCAGUGGAUCCUGUGUUGGCUCCACCACCAGCAACCAAAAUUCCUGCAGGUGUGCAGCCAUUGGGAGGACUGGGAUUUGGAAUGAAACUGCCAGGACUUGGUGCGGGUUUUCCUGCUCUCAAAAAGUUUCCAAAAAAGGAAGCUGAGUUAAAACCAGAGAAGGGUGACACUCUCACACAAGAGUUGCCACAAAAACCUAAAUGGCUGCCACCACUACAAUCAGGAUUUGGAAAUCCAUUCAUGUACGAGCUCAAGACCAAAUUGAAGAAAUCCACCCAAAAAUGAGAAGGGUUGUACUGUCGAGUGUCGACUGCACUGUUCAUAACAUGGAUAUAUUAUAAAAUAUUACUUUAUGUUGUAAUUGUAUAGAUGUGUUUACA